AUGUUACAAUUUAGAAAAGUCUCAGCUAAAGGAGACAUUGCCGCGAAGCUUAUUUCCAGACCUGGUUCAUUGGAGUUAGUCGAGAAAGGAGUUCUGCAGGUUGAUCCCGGUGUUGAUUCACUCAUCAAACAAGGUUCUAUCCAAUAUCCUAGGGUCGAGUCCGUUUCAUUGGAAAGGAUUUCAUGUGAACGACUACAACCUAUUCAAGAAUUGAUCACUAUCCCACCACCUCCGCCACUUUCAUCAACUACAAAGGCACACUGUACAAAUUCCGGCCGUGUUGUUUCUGGAAGAAGUCGUUUAAUUAGUUCGAAUAAAACAUCCACAAGUCGGGCAAUUCGAGACGACACUGUUGUUUCAAAAUUAGGUUCAUUGGUUUUUCAUCAGUAUUGUCCAGACUCAUCGAGUUCAUCUUCUCCAAGCCUAGCUAACGUCUCAUCCUUUCAACAAAAACAACGAGUUCGGGAAUUACAACAGGUUGAAAUGUUACGUCUCCAAGAUACCGCACGUGCUCAUCGUCUAGUCGAACAAGAAUUGUGUGAGCGCGUAAGUACAUGUAAAAAGCCCCUACAUGAAGACGCAUCCUUCAUGGAUCUGACUCCUAACACAUUUAAUAAUCAAAUGAAUAGUCAACUAGCAUUAUCCUGCACUUCCAGUUCAAUGUCGUUGCAAGUCUCUCCAACCCCUUCAAACUCAAUAGUUUGUUCUAAGAAUCAGAUUGGUUUAAGUAACCAACGGACUGGUUCUUCAAAAACGUUACCGUUGGAAUCUAAUUUUAACUUACCCAGUCUUGCUCAUCUUACUCUCACUCAACUUAAAGGGGAAUGCAAGGACAGAAAUUUACCUCGUGCUGGUUCUAAAAUGCAAUUAAUGCGCCUGUUAAAUCCAUAUCGCCGUGAAAUAUUGGUAAAAUAUUUUCCUAAUUCUGUAAUGAAACAAAGUGAAGAAAUCGAAUUGGGGAUAAAUGGACCUCUUCAGUUUUAUCAUAAUGCAAAUCAAACACAGUCUUUCGUAAAACGUCAGGACCAACAUCAAAAACUUUUGGUGAAUUCUGAGCAACCUAUGAUGGAUAUGGAUGUCAACUUAAAAGAUUUUGACUCGUCACUACUAUCCCAAACUAAACCUGUGAAUUUAUGCACUACAGUAUUUUCUUCAGGAUCUACAAUGCCAAAAGAUCUACAAGUAUACUCUGAUGUUGUUAUGAGACCAGACGGUUCCAAUGUGUUAUUUGCUCAACCUUGUGUCUCAUUAAGGCAUUCUGUUUCAGCACCAUUCUUUCCGGAAGUUUCGUCUAACUCGUCCUCAGGACACACAAAUCAUUUUCAAAUUCCUUCUACACAAGGUAAUGUAUCUUCGACAACUCUAAUACCGGUUACUUUCGUUAAUGAUAAUACAAUGAGUGAAACAGACCAAAUUUCACAAAUUCCUGUCUCAACAUAUGAAUUACAGUUUGUUCAACCUACAUCGAAACAAUCAUUUGUGUGCAUGACUCCAAAUGUUCUUUCAGACAAUCAACCAUCAUCCAAUGGAAAUCUUUUACAUCAUCAUCCAUUAACUAGUAUUCCGUCAUCGGAAUCUGGUUAUAUUAUCACUUCAAAUCAACGUCUCCCAUUACCCUUAUCUAUAGAUAAUAGCGUAUCAUCACCAUACAGUGAAUCACAGACUAUGCAUCAUACUUCUGUAAAUAACUCACUUGACAAUCAAUCAUUUUCCGUAUACUCACCAGUAGCAACAUCAAAUCCUACUGGUGGUGAAGGUGGCGGCGGUGGUUGUACUGGUUUUUCAACACCAUCGACAACACUUCAUCAAAUUGAAGAGAUGUGGUUAAGGAUUCGUCAAUUAAGACGUAAUAUUGAACAGACAAAAAAUUCACAAUAUAGUUCAAAUGAGUCUGAAACUUUGUCAGCUCCAGCAAAUUUAGAAUAUUUACAACAAGAACACAAUCGUCUAGCAGUACUUUGUCGUCUGCUCAUUAUUGAACGUUUAGAUACGUUGGAUGAAAUAAGUGCAAAUGGUACUAGAUUUUUUGAAUCAAACGAUUCGUCCAGUUCUGAUUUCAAAAUUGAACGAAAUUUAUUAAAUUCUUAUUUAAGACGUCUUGGUGGUUCAAUUUUAACAAAUAGUUUAUCUUCACCCAAUACAGAAUCAAUCUUGUCAACUAAUUCUAGUUCGUUUUUAUUUGAGCAAUCGAGUUGUGGUCAUACAACGAAUUAUACUACGUGUAAUACAUUACAAACACCGGAAAAAAUGUUUUCUGAUUCUUAUCCUAUGACACCUGAGUCAAGAUUUGAUGAUCACGGAAGUGUUGAGUUUACAGACAUUACUACUACUAAUAGUAAUAAUAAUAGUAGUAGUCAUGAAUUAUUUAAUCAUGAACAACAAUUAACAUUAAACAAUAACGAUAUAUUGAAUCAUCACUGUGAUGAAGAUGAUGAUGAACAGAUUUGUUCUGACUUGCAAAAUUCACCUGUUUCUGGUCAUUUGAAAUCUUGUGCAUAUGAUAAUCCACUGGAACAACUCCCAUCACCAAUGACUACAGAUAUACUUUUUGAAUUAUGGAAUAGUGUUGUGGAAGAUACUUCUGGGCAAUCAAUGCUAACUACUAAUACCGUCACCACUACUGGUUCUACUAAUGUUGAUUCGUCUAACGCAACUAUGUACAAUAAUAACCACCAUGAUAUAUCCAUUACAAAUCCAAAUGAUUUAUCAAAUUUUUACUCAGUUCAAAGUAAUAAUAGUACAAUGAAUUUUACAGAUGCAUCAUAUCAUACAGUUAGAAAUACAACUGAUAACUAUAAAAGUAGUGGGAAUAACACUACUUCAUUGUCUUGUUCUUUUAUUUCUUCCUCUCCCGUUAUUACGUCCACGACUACUACUACUACUACUACCACCACUUCUACUGCUAAUACUACUCCAUCUCCUAUUCCCGCUUCUCCUUCUGCUGCCUUGAUGAGAUCAAUAGCUUGUAGUACUGUUUCUUCGACUACUACUGUUCAAUCGAAUAUCAAUUAUCCAUCAAUGGACAGAGAUCAAUUGCCCGUUCAGUUAUCGGAUAGUUUAAGAAGAAUACCUAUUAUUAACCAUCUUUCAUCGCCAUCUAAUUUACAAUCUAAUAAUUUUCUGCGUUAUCCAACUUUUAAUUCUCAAACAUUUAUCCCGUCAUCCAAUUCAUUAACUCCCACUACUGCUUCUACUAUUAUGUUCAGUAAUCAUGGAAAUGAAAUGAAUCCUCAAUUCCAUCCGUUAUUAUGGUCUCAUGCAGCAGAUAGAAUUUUACCUGUCAAGAAAAGUAGUUCAUCAAAUGUGUUCAGUACUGCUACUGAUCAUAUUAACACUAAUGAUAAACGUGUCGGAUUUCUACAUUGUACUGAUAAAUCAUCAUCUCACUUAUGUUCAAUGAUAAAUUUCGGGUCGACUUCACAAAAUCAUAUACGACAACCAACUACAGAAUUUCUAACGGAUAUUUUAUUGACAUCGUCAUCAUCAUCAUCGUCAUUCAAUAAUAAUCCCAGCUUAAGUGUUGGUGAAUUAAUGGAUACAACAACAACGACAACAACCAAUACAGAUUUUUCAUCGAUUUUAUCAUUUCCUGUUUCAUUAAAUUUAAACUGGUCAAUAGGUACUUAA
Schistosoma mattheei is the source of this 3627-nucleotide messenger RNA. The record is from the annotation of a GenBank genome assembly. NCBI's taxonomy places the organism in Eukaryota, Metazoa, Platyhelminthes, Trematoda, Strigeidida, Schistosomatidae.